AUGUCGCAGAAUGGAUACUUUGAGGAUGCAGGCUACCUCAAGUGUGACACAGAUGACGCCUCUGAAACCCGUGAGGAGAGCCUGAGGGAUGAGGCCUUCGACACGGUCAACUCCUCCAUUGUGUCUGGUGAAAGCAUCCGCUUUUUUGUCAACGUCAACCUCGAGGUGCAGCCUACCCAGUCUGCAGAGAGUGAAUCACCGGGCGGCUAUGGGCUCCUACACACCUCCCGCAAGUACCUGAAGUUAAAGAACUUUGAGGAAGAGAUCCGUGCACACCGGGACUUAGAUGGCUUCCUGGCACGGGCCAGAAUCAUCCUGGAUGAAACGGCCACCUCCCUGGAUGACGUGCUGCGGGCUAUGCUGUACCGCUUAGCCCAAGACCCUUACAACACCGAGCCAGAGUGCAACCUGGACCUGCUCACGGCCAUGCUCUUCACUGACGGAGGGGCUCCCAUGGAGGGCAAAGUUCACCUGCUGUCGGACACCAUCCAAGGGGUCACUGCCACAGUAACGGGGGUACAAUACCAGCAGUCAUGGAUCUGCAUCCUCUGUACCUCCAAGGCCCUGCUGAGGCGACACGUGUGCAUCAGCCGCCUGGUCCGCCCGCAGAACUGGGGGCAGAAUUCCUGUGAGGUGCGGUUUGUCAUCCUGGUGCUGGCCCCACCCAAGAUGAAAAGCACCAAGACCGCCACAGAAGUGGGGCGCACAUUUGCCACCAUGAUGUUAGACAUCACCUUCCGCCAGAAGCUCCUGAAGACCCGCACAGAGGAGGAAUUCAAAGAAGCCCUGGUCCAUCAGAGACAGCUGCUCACCGUAAUGAGCCACUGUCCGAGUAUCAGCAUGGAUUACAGCACGAGCUCCAUCUGCAUCGUCAGACCCCCACAGCCCCCACAGCAGAAGGACUUUCUCCCCAUGGGGAAGGGCAUCCAGGAGGACAUCGCCCGCAGGUUCCCCGUGUACCCACUGGACUUCACUGACGGCAUCAUUGGGAAAAACAAGGCUGUGGGCAAAUACAUCACCACCACCCUGUUCCUCUACUUCGCCUGCCUGCUGCCCACAAUUGCUUUUGGGUCCCUCAAUGAUGAGAACACAAAUGGAGCCAUCGACGUGCAGAAGACCGUGGCCGGGCAGGGCAUCGGAGGCAUCCUGUACGCGCUCUUCUCUGGGCAGCCGCUGGUGGUGCUGCUGACAACCGCGCCCCUGGCCCUCUACAUCAACGUAAUCCGUGACAUCUGCGAUGACUACAAUCUGGACUUCAGUACCUUCUAUGCGUGGACAGGCCUGUGGAACAGUUUCUUCCUCACACUUUAUGCCCUCUUCAACCUCAGCCUGGUCAUGAGUCUUUUCAAGAGGUCAACAGAGGAGAUCAUUGCCUUGUUCAUUUCUAUCACAUUCAUCCUAGAUGCUAUCAAGGGCACAGUCAAGAUCUUCCAGAAGUACUACUAUGGCCGUGACACUGGACUCUUCUUCAAAGAUAAGUCCUCCUUGGUGAGCCUGCUGGACCUCAAUAGUAGCCUCCACACUGCCCUCAACACCAGCUUCCUGACCAGCCCACCGGAGCUAACUUCAACGGGCAGCCAGGACUCCGAGCCCCUGGCCCGGGAUACAGCUGUGCUCAGCCUCCUCAUCAUGCUUGGCACGCUCUGGCUGAGCUACACCCUCUACCAGUUGAAGAAGAGCCCCUACCUGCACCCCUACGUGCGUGAGCUCCUGUCAGACUGCGCCUUGCCCAUUUCGGUGCUUACCUUCUCCCUCAUCUCUUCCUAUGGCUUCCAGGAGAUUAAGAUGGUCAAGUUUCGCUACAGCUUGAGUGACAGCCUGUUCGAGAUAGCUGAGAUGCACUCGCUAUCCCUGGUGGCCAUCAGCAGCGCCAUGGGCCUCGGCUUCCUCCUCUCCAUGCUCUUCUUCAUAGAGCAGAACCUGGUGGCUGCCUUGGCUAACGCCCCACAGAACAGGCUGGUAAAGGGCACUGCCUACCACUGGGACCUCCUGCUCAUUGCCAUCAUCAAUACUGGGCUGUCUCUGUUUGGGCUGCCCUGGAUCCAUGCUGCCUACCCCCACUCCCUGCUGCACGUGCGAGCACUGGCUUUAGUGGAGGAGCAUGUAGAGAACGGGCACAUUUAUGAGACGAUUGUGAACGUGAAGGAGACUCGGCUGACCUCCCUGGGCGCCAGCGUCCUGGUGGGCUUCUCCCUCCUGCUGCUGCCCUUCCCACUGCAGUGGAUCCCCAAGCCCGUGCUCUAUGGCCUCUUCCUCUACCUCGCGCUCACCUCCAUCGACGGCAACCAGCUCUUUCAGCGCAUGGUGCUGCUGCUCAAGGACCAGACGUCAUACCCACCCACCCACUACAUCCGGAGGGUGCCCCAGAGGAAGAUCCACUACUUCACAGGCCUGCAGGUCCUGCAGCUGCUGCUGCUCUGUGCCUUUGGCAUGAGCCCACUGCUCUACAUGAAGAUGGUCUUUCCCCUCAUCAUGAUUGCCAUGAUCCCCAUUCGCUACAACGUGCUGCCCCAAAUCAUUGAAGCCAAGUACUUGGAUGCCAUGGACGCUGAACACUGA
Molecule: messenger RNA, 2559 nt
Organism: Budorcas taxicolor (takin)
Lineage: Eukaryota; Metazoa; Chordata; Mammalia; Artiodactyla; Bovidae
Gene: SLC4A11
Product: solute carrier family 4 member 11
Exons: 19
Coding region: 1-2559 (852 amino acids)
Biological process (GO): monoatomic anion transport; transmembrane transport; monoatomic ion homeostasis
Cellular component (GO): plasma membrane; basolateral plasma membrane
Molecular function (GO): solute:inorganic anion antiporter activity
Source: RefSeq, a predicted model, not a curated record